AUGCCUCAAUGUCCAUCGUGCGGAAAAAUUCUGAAGGACCACACAUCUGUCGCUCGCCAUAUGAGCCAGCCCCGGUCUGGCUGCAACACGUGGCUAGAAGAUAUCAUCAAGCUUAAUUCCCUCAUUCCACCCUUGGACCCAUCUUCCAAGUCAAAGGACACAAACGUCAAGACUACAUCAGCAAAAGUGAAGGAAUCAGGUGAUGGGCCUAGAGCCACUCAACUAGGCUGGUAUGGUCCACGAUGGAAAAACUUCCUUGAGGUUACGAAGAGCGAGUGCCGCGCCCAACACGCGAUAGAGAACCCAUUCCCCAAACUAGCGAAAGAUUUGACAUGUUCCAUCAACGAGAUACUCAUGGCUUCGCUCGUCGAAUGGCUCGAGGGUGGUCAACAAGUCGAAGAGGGUAUUUGGCCUGAUCGCAAGCAUGAUAUGGCAAAACUGCUGUAUGAGGAUUUAUCAACGUGGCGCUCGGACCUCAAGAAGACCGUUGCCAGUAUUGUGCCCUCCAUGUACGACCUCAUACCUCCAUCUCAUGUCCCACCCCAACAACGUGCUGCCUGGGUUGAAGAAGCUGCCACGGAGUUGCUCAAAGACGCUAUUUUCUUACGCAACGGUGUAGAUGAAAAUGGGAAAACCGAAAACGCCUCUCAUCCUGUGCUCCGCGAGGCUUCUAUCUCUUUCUUCUAUACAGGGUCUUACCGUGUUGCUCGCAGGAGACCUGAGGUCUUCCAGAAGUCUUUACUGCUAGAGUGCUUGGCACUGGUUUGCACCGCGGUUAAUUGUGUCCUAGAUGGCUUUGCUAAGAACGGCAGCGGAAAAUCAUUUCCGAAGUUCACCGCAAAGGAAUACUCUUCUUUGUAUACUGCUAUGCUCACUAACCUGGAAUCGAUCAUGCGUGACCCUUACCAUGGACCGAAAUUAGCGCGGCAACUUCGUUCCUGGGCUGCAGCUGGAUGGCAAGGAGUUUUUGCUUUCGAAGUAUUGCAUGCUGAUGAAGUUCUCACAGGGCGGAGUCCUACAAAGUCGACGGCAAUGUGA
Molecule: messenger RNA, 1038 nt
Organism: Suillus subalutaceus
Lineage: Eukaryota; Fungi; Basidiomycota; Agaricomycetes; Boletales; Suillaceae
Exons: 5
Coding region: 1-1038 (345 amino acids)
Source: RefSeq, a predicted model, not a curated record